AUGGCUACUCUCCUUCAUUCUGCCCCAUUGAUGAGUUUGUUUGUUACAGUGGCUCAGAGCCAAGACAGUUGUGAGUGGCUUAGAGCCAAGACAGUUGUGAGGCUGCUGACAUUGCUACAAACCAAACAAGUCCUGACUGAGCCAGUGUGGAGCACUAAGACUGUAUAUUGGUGGUGUCGGACUCACGGCUACUCUCCUUCAUUCUGCCCCAUUGAUGAGUUUUGGCUUAGAGCCAAGACAGUUGUGAGGCUGCUGACAUUGCUACAAACCAAACAAGUCCUGACUGAGCCAGUGUGGAGCACUAAGACUGUAUAUUGGUGGUGUCGGACUCACGGCUACUCUCCUUCAUUCUGCCUCAUUGGACCUGAAAAUACUUCGGAUAGAAACAGAAGGCAUAUUGAAAUACUAAAAGAAAAAACUCCACCUACAAAAGUGCUUGAGUGGUUGGCCUCUGUUAGACACAAAGUAAGAACUGAAGCAGAGGAAGACGUUGACAUCCUUGGAGAAUAUCCCACAGCAAUAGUGUGUUCAGAUCCCAGCAAGAGGAAUACUACUGAUGACACAGGAGGAGGAGAUGGAAAACUACUUUGUGGACAUUCCUGGGUACAAGACAUGCACUCGUACAUUGCUACGCAGCAGGCACUCAAGCUGGGCAGUGAGCCACUAUUGGCGGGGGGCCCCCCACAGUCAGUCUCCGCCACAUUGUUGACUCAUGCGACUGUGUCACUAGCAGAGGACCUUUUGAGGCGGGGGCUGGAAGUAGCUGCUCACAGAGGAGGAGGUCGUAUUGAACCCCAAGAUAUUUGUAAAGCACUCUUCCGUCGUCCUGAGUUUGAUGUACUUACAGGAGAAGGGCUUGACUUCGACGUUAAAUUUAGUGACUACCUCCAGAAUAGACUGUCAUCGAAACCUUCUUAUUCGGACAAGUAGUCAUUAGAAUUAAUGCAUCAUUCAAAGUUUAGAGUAUUGAAGAAAAGUGAGAAAUAGCUGGCAGCUGCUUGGCACUGUACUUUACCAACAAAGUUAAGUGAGUGUAGAAUGAGAAAGCUUAUACAGGGUGUCCAAAAAAUUUGUAGCAUUCUGUACAUAACCAGAUUGUACAUACCAAAGUAAGUAAAAAAUAUCCAGUAACGUUUUUUUCCAUUUUGGCUUAGAUUGGCCAAAAAAUCAGCCAUUUUGAAAUUUAACAAAAUAAAUAAUAACUUGGAACUUAAUCAACAUUUUUUAUGUAAAGUUCACUAUCAUCAUUGACUAUUGAAUACUGGA
Molecule: messenger RNA, 1266 nt
Organism: Macrosteles quadrilineatus (aster leafhopper)
Lineage: Eukaryota; Metazoa; Arthropoda; Insecta; Hemiptera; Cicadellidae
Exons: 7
Coding region: 1-930 (309 amino acids)
Source: RefSeq, a predicted model, not a curated record